AUGAUGAAUUCAAGUGUAAUAAUACCGUCAGGACUAUUUAUAAGGCCAUUAACAUCUCUAGUCAAAAGAGACAUUUCAAUCUUUUCCACAGUCCAAGCAGAAAAUCAGGAUAGGAAUGGGAAUGGAGACAUUGCGACUACUUAUCCCAUUGAUUCCUCUGCUCGGACGAUAAGACAUUUACAGUUUAUCAAAAAGAUUCCAUUCACGAAAGGCAUUUUAAUUCAAGAGAAGAUUGUUAGAGCCCAGUUAGAUAUGAAAGAAUUACAAUCGAAAAUCAAAAAAAGACUUAAUGAAUUACAUGAAGAGCAUGGAGACUCCGCUAGGAUUAAUGACAAUGAAAAAUCAAUCAUCGAUAAUAUACUAUUGAUGAAACCAAACCCAGUGGUCUUAACUUUUGAAUUUGAACCCACGUAUACUGGUGGUAAAAGGAUUAAAAAGACGAUAACUCAAGAACAAGUUGAUAGAUUUGAAAAUUUCCAGCCAACAACCACAACUGAAGAUGUUGUACAACCAUUGAAACCUAAAUUUGUUCAGGUGGAAAGAGGUGGUCAAAUUACAUACCAUGGACCGGGACAAAUGGUGGCGUAUAUUAUAUUGGAUUUGAAAACAUUCCAUAAGUUUCCUGCGAAAUGUCUAGUAUCGACUAUUGAAAAAGCUACUAUGCAAACACUAUAUAACGUUAAAGAUUUACACUUAAGAUCACAAUUGACCCAAAAUACGGGAGUUUGGGUUGAUGAAGAUGACAAAAUUGCAAGUAUCGGAAUACAUGUAAGAAGAUCAAUUACAUCUCAUGGAGUGGCGAUUAAUGUUAAUCCAGAAUUAUUAUAUAUGAAUUCCUUUGAAAUGUGUGGUUUGCCAAAUAAAAGGGCUACAUCAAUUGAGGAACAGAGGGUUUCAAGUGAUAGUAAGAUUGAUGUUCAAGAUGUAGCAGUUGAAUUUGUGAAAAGUCUUGCUAAAUUGUUAGGUAUCAACAAAGUGGAACGAAUGCAAGCAGACGAUAUGCCUGUAUAG
Molecule: messenger RNA, 1011 nt
Organism: Naumovozyma dairenensis CBS 421
Lineage: Eukaryota; Fungi; Ascomycota; Saccharomycetes; Saccharomycetales; Saccharomycetaceae
Gene: LIP2
Product: lipoyl(octanoyl) transferase LIP2
Exons: 1
Coding region: 1-1011 (336 amino acids)
Biological process (GO): protein lipoylation
Cellular component (GO): mitochondrion
Molecular function (GO): lipoyl(octanoyl) transferase activity
Source: RefSeq, a predicted model, not a curated record